GUUAUUGUCAUUGCUGUUGCAUUUCCUUAUAAUGUCUAUACUACUGUUUCCUUGGGUAAAGUAUUUCGGGUAUGGUAUCAUUUGGAUCCAACCGAGAGGUGAACUUGCCUGUCUGCUACCCAAGGUAUGAUCCCCGACAUCGUGAAAUGAAUAUUAAGUCGCGUAACAUGGAUUCAUGUUUACUACUGGUGGGUUGAGUAUAUUUGUUUAAGGACACCACUGGCAACCUGUAGAUAUAGUGUCAUAGUUGUUCCCAUCAAUAUACUCCCCAUGCAUUGUUGUCGUUAAAACCAGCAUCGGACAUGACUGCUGAAAUUGAGCCAUGUUUACAUUGCAAUGGAGGAGUCUAAAGCUUGGGAAUGUUCCCUCUGUGCUCAAGACUAGAUCAGCAAUUGGAAAAGGGCAGCUCCGACUCUCUAAAUGGCACCACAUACUGGGAUAUGACCGACCAUUGGAAGAAACAUGUCAAUUAGAAUUAAUUCCCUUCCAAGAGAAUAACGACCGCCUAACUUCGCUAUUCUGGCAUUCAUCUGCACAUGUUCUUGGCAUGUCUCUUGAGGCUAAAUAUGGACCACGCCUUCUUUUAUGUGAUGGCCCUUCUAUCAAGCAGGGGGAGAAUUGGAUCGGGAUCCAAAAUCGCCAAACACUGACUCGGAUAAAACUGAAGCUGAAAAGAGGGAUCACCGUAUUAUUUGGCAAGAAUCAGGGGCUAUUUGCAACACAUCCAACAAGUCCAGGAUCUGCGUUCAUGUUGCCACAUGGAACUAGGAUUGUAGAGAAGCUGAUGCGGUUUAUGAGACAGCAAUAUCGCAAAUAUGGCUUCGAAGAAGUGAUGACCCCAUUGAUGUACAAGAAGGAGCUGUGGGAGACUUCGGGACAUUGGCAGAACUACAAGGACGAUAUGUUUCAGCCAAUGAAUUGUCCUGGUCAUUGUUUGAUUUUUGAUAUGUCGAACCGAUCAUAUAAGGAUUUACCUAUUCGCUAUGCUGACUUUAGUGCUCUUCACAGGUAUGCUGCUAUCAUUAGCUUUAAAGUCCUCCUCAUAUUUUUGGUCUUAUAUGACGCCCAUAUCUUUUACUGGAAUGCCGCAGAAGACUCACUCCGUCAGGCAUUGGACCAAUCGGGGCUCUCCUGGUCUGUUAAUGAAGGCGAUGGUGCGUUUUAUGGACCCAAGAUUGAUAUUCUGGUCAAAGAUGCGCUCGGUCGACGGCAUCAGACUGCUACGAUUCAAUUGGACUUCCAGUUGCCACAGAGAUUUGGAUUGGUAUUUCAGGAUCAAAAGGGUGAGAAGCAGACUCCUGUGAUUGUACAUCGUGCAGUGUUAGGAAGCGUGGAGAGAAUGAUGGCGAUUUUGAUUGAGCAUACAGGUGGCAGGUGGCCAUUCUGGAUCUCACCAAGGCAGGCCAUGGUUGUGCCAGUAACAGGGAACAGUAACAGUAGUGAUGAAGGUUACAAUGGUGAAAAAAGUGAAAGCACAACAAACCAUGGCGAAUCAUUAAUAGGAUAUGCCGCCUAUGUCAAAGAGACCCUGGCGAAAGCAGGACGAACGCCAAGUAAUACAUCAAAGUAUGCUAUAGGCAAGCAGUUAGAAACUGGAAAAGAUCCCGUUGUUGCGAUGGAUGACAAGCACUACUUUGUGGAUAUUGAUCAAUCAGGAGGAACACUCAACAAAAUGGUCCGAGAUGCACAAGUAGCUCAAUAUAACUUUAUUUUAGUGAUUGGUGAGAAAGAGAAGGAGCGGUGCACAGUGAAUGUACGGACGAGAGAAGGAGAACGAUAGGUGAGAUGACAAUACCAGAAACUCUCAAGUUAUUCAAGGAGCGUGAAGACUUGUUUAUGUAGAUAAAAG
Lobosporangium transversale is the source of this 1849-nucleotide messenger RNA. RefSeq lists its product as hypothetical. Gene Ontology annotation, cellular component: mitochondrion. The record is from RefSeq and is a predicted model, not a curated record. Gene Ontology annotation, biological process: threonyl-tRNA aminoacylation. Gene Ontology annotation, molecular function: threonine-tRNA ligase activity; ATP binding. The transcript is spliced from 10 exons. Bases 323 to 1780 code for a protein of 485 amino acids. NCBI's taxonomy places the organism in Eukaryota, Fungi, Mortierellomycota, Mortierellomycetes, Mortierellales, Mortierellaceae.